AUGUCCUUUUCUUCUUGCACACGCAGUCAAACGGCAUUGACAUCGGAUUGCAAUUCCUUAUGUCCCGUAGGUCGUCCUUGUGUGGCGUAUGCUGCUGAAGAUGAAGACAAAUGCUCAUCCAGCACUGCAACGUUUGGAAACUGUACAAGUGACGAGUAUUGCACAUACGAAUGCUUUGCUACAGGCCCAAACGAUGAAUCAAUCGACUUUACCACGUACACAUUUCUGAUCCCUUUUGGCAGCGACAUGGAGCCUAGUGAACAAGAGGCAUCUGUCAAAGCUAGAGUGGACAUUGUGACCAAUUUGACAGCAAAGUAUCCUUCCAAAUCUAAUGACGUACUGCAGUACAUUGAACCCCUGGACUUUCAAACGUCGACUACACAUGUCGUAUUGGCUGGUGGUUCCAGUGUGUAUGGUGAACGAGGACAAGCUGUACUAAUGCACCUACCACGGGAACUAUUCACGGCUGAUAUCCAAUUGCGAGCCAUAACGCUGGCAAAUCUCGGAUUGACGCAGAUUCUCGAGUCAUCGCUGCCUCCAAGACUCGUCAAUCUUACAAUAUUCAACUGCCUCAUGACAAGCUACCCGGAUGAUCUGCACAUGAUGAGUGAGCUUGAAUAUCUAGAUCUAUCGCAGAACUACUUUGAGUUCUUUCCAGCCGCUCUCAAACUACCCAAUCUAAAGACGCUCAACCUGGAUGUUGCAGGCAACAACUUCACUUCAAUUCCAGCAGCAAUUUUCAAACUAGAGAAUCUCAAACGACUAGAUCUCUACGCGAAUCAGUUAGCAAAUGUGAAGCUCACAACUUCACAGUUCAAUUUUCUUCAAGAGCUUGAUGAGCUCAAUGUGGACUCGUUUGGCAAGGUAGCGGAGUGUGAUACAGUCAAGACGCUUCAAACAAGCAACUCAUUGCUCAGCGUAUGUGUGACAGACACUAUUUUGUCAGACAUGAAUCUAUCGUCCAACAAGGCUCUUAUCGCUGGAGUUAUUGCUACAUCUAUCGUUCUAUUCCUCAUCCUCGCCCUCAUUUUUGGAUGCAGAUAUCUUCGCCGUCGUGCUUUGAGCAUGAAACCUGAACCAGGGACACUUAGCCGGCAUCGUGGGCUGCUCAGCCCAGUGAGAAAAUCAUCACCUUAUGUACCUCUAGUCGAUGAACAACACUACUCAUCCGACUUAGACGUAAAGGACCACCCAACACAACAACGCUUACCUUAUGGUAAAGAGCUUGAGGCACUACUUUUGAACGCAGACGACUUGAACUAUAUUCGCAAGUUAUCCAGCAAACAUCGACCAAAUCGUGGUCAUCGUGAGACUUUUCUGACGAGAUUUCGUGCCUCCAGGUUUCUUGUUUGCAAGAGGUUGCAGCAAAACCUCGUUCACGAUACCUCGGCGGUGCAGCGUUUUGCUCGAGACAUUCAUCUUGCAGCGUCCCUUGAUCAUCCGCGGAUUGUAGCACUUGUGGGCAUUAUUUGGAGCCGAGCGUACAGCUUGGAGGCGCUGUUUGAGUACAUGGAUGGAGGUGACCUGCGUUCAUAUUUGGCCAAAGUCAAAGAAGCUGAAGGUUUAUACAGUGUCUGGAAACUUCAAGUCGCGCUAGAUACUGUUGAAGCAUUGGCGUAUGCACAUUCGUUCUCACCGACGCUUGUGCACCGUGGUCUAACGUCACGUAGCGUUUUACUGUCCUCGCCACCAAAAGUACACGCUCAUCUGGAUGACUUCGUUUAUGACCGCCAAGACUUUGUCAGCAUGUCGGCUAUUGGUCUACCACAUGAAGAGAGGUGGUUACCACCCGAAGUUAUCGCGAGCAGGGCAUACUACAGUCCUGCUGCAGAUAUCUACGCAUUUGGAGUGAUUUUAUCGGAGCUUGACACUCAUUCUUUGCCUUACGACAAUGUUGAGGGUAAUGUGAGCAGCAAAAAAAGCAUGAGUAACAUGGAAAUUCUCAAUCGAGUAGCUUCCGGUAAGCUGCGUCCAGUUUUCACAUCAGGCUGUCCGACGGACUUUCGAGAGUUUGCUGAGCAAUGCCUCAGCUUUGAAGCAUCGGAUCGACCAACUGCUUUCCAAGCUGUCAUCAGGUUGCGUGCACUACUCGAGGAAGGCCAGCAGACUUCAUACAGAAUUUAG
Messenger RNA from Peronospora belbahrii, 2124 nucleotides. Lineage: Eukaryota; Oomycota; Peronosporomycetes; Peronosporales; Peronosporaceae. The record is from the annotation of a GenBank genome assembly.